This is a messenger RNA of Rubroshorea leprosula, 1600 nucleotides long. Lineage: Eukaryota; Viridiplantae; Streptophyta; Magnoliopsida; Malvales; Dipterocarpaceae. The record is from the annotation of a GenBank genome assembly.
CCUUUAGGAGGAUUCUUCUCUUUUCUCCAUGAAUUUUCGAGAAAAUUCUUUGGGCUAUGAGCUUUUUCUUCUCUGCUUUUUCUGGUGUUUUGGUGUUUCUCAACAACAAUGCACGCUACAUGUGGGGUUCCCUUCUUUUGCCCCCUCUGGGUUAUAUGUAUGCCAUCAACCCCGUUAACUUUGAUUCUUGAGAUGUGGUGUUCUCAAACAGAGCACGGUACAGAGCAUGUCUUGUAUUCUUCUCUCUUUGAUGUCAGCUUAUCCACGUACCGUAGGUUUUUCUCGGCUGAUGAGUUCAUUUUGGAUGCUAAAUGGCUGAUUGAUCCAAAGCAUCUCUUUGUUGGGCCAAGAAUUGGAGAGGGAGCUCAUGCCAAAGUUUAUGAGGGAAAAUAUAAAAACCAGACUGUUGCAAUUAAAAUAGUUCAUAAAGGAGAAACUCCAGAAGAGAUAGCCAAGAGAGAAGCACGGUUUGCACGAGAAGUUGCAAUGUUGUCCAGAGUUCAGCAUAAAAAUCUAGUGAAGUUUAUUGGGGCCUGCAAGGAGCCUGUAAUGGUGAUGGUUACUGAGCUUCUACUGGGGGGGACACUGCGUAAAUAUUUGCUGAAUAUGCGACCAAGGAGAUUGGAUAUGGGUGUUGCUAUUGGUUUUGCUCUUGAUAUUGCUCGUGCUAUGGAAUGUUUGCAUUCUCAUGGAAUCAUACACCGUGAUCUGAAGCCUGAAAACUUGCUCUUGACAGCAGAUCAGAAAACAGUUAAACUGGCAGAUUUUGGCUUAGCACGGGAAGAAUCAUUAACAGAAAUGAUGACUGCUGAAACAGGGACAUAUCGUUGGAUGGCUCCAUAGUUGUACAGUACUGUCACAUUAAGGCAGGGUGAGAAGAAGCAUUAUAACCAUAAGGUGGAUGCUUAUAGCUUUGCAAUUGUGCUGUGGGAGCUCCUCCACAACAAAUUGCCUUUUGAAGGCAUGUCAAAUCUUCAGGCAGCAUAUACAGCUGCUUUCAAGAAUGUGAGGCCUAGUGCUGAAAACCUUCCAGAAGAGUUGUCUAUAGUUUUAACUUCAUGUUGGAAAGAGGAUCCAAAUGCUUGCCCUAAUUUUAGUCAAAUUAUCGAAGUGCUACUAAACUAUCCGUCGACCAUUUGUCCUCCUGAACCCAUGAUUCCUCCUCGAAUUUUCCAUUCUGAAAACACCAUCUUGCCACCAGAAUCUCCAGGUGCAAGCUCUUUGAUGGCUGUCCGUGAUGACUAUGGGGAAACCCCCAAAGCAGGGUCUGAAAACAAGCCACGAAGUUUCUUUUUCUGCUUUGAGUGCUGUUAAUUCUUUUGGUGAGAAAAGGAAAGACGAAAACAAGAAGUCAGUAGACAAAAGGAAUUUGUACUGAAAGUAUAUUUUGAUGAUGUUAGCCAAUUUUAAAUGAAUAAAUAAAUUACAUUAUGAUUGAUGAAACCAUGCCGUGCUAUAAUUUGAAGCUACUGUAAGUGGGAUCAGAGUUCUAGGUGAUCAUAAUUAUACAUUUAUCAGAAGAUAGAUCUUUGGACACAAAAGCUUCACAUCUAUCAACUGAUGCAUCAAAGUUAGACAGAAGUAAACACACUAUGUGACU